AUGCCGGCGUUUGCGCGUUCAGUUACUCCCUUCCUACGGGCCUCUCGCUCUGCAUUGUGUCAAAGCAAUGCCAUCAACCCUCUGCAAUUUGCUCUACGAGGGCAAAAGGGCGCCGCGGUGUUGAACACCGCUCGCACAUAUGCUACAGCGUUUGAGCGGACAAAGCCGCACGUUAAUAUUGGUACAAUUGGCCACGUCGAUCAUGGAAAAACAACAUUGACAGCCGCAAUCACGAAGAGACAAGCAGAGAAGGGACUGGCAAGCUUUUUAGAUUACGGAUCCAUCGACAAGGCUCCCGAAGAGCGAAAGCGUGGUAUCACGAUUUCCACAGCACACAUCGAGUAUGCGACUGACGCCAGACAUUACUCGCAUGUCGACUGUCCCGGUCACGCCGAUUACAUUAAGAACAUGAUUACAGGAGCCGCCAAUAUGGAUGGAGCCGUUAUCGUCGUGGCAGCUUCAGACGGACAGAUGCCUCAAACCAGAGAACAUCUUUUGCUCGCUCGCCAAGUCGGUGUGCAGAAGAUUGUGGUCUUUGUUAACAAGGUUGAUGCUCUUGAGGACCCUGAGAUGUUGGAGUUGGUCGAGAUGGAGAUGCGUGAGCUUUUGAGCACGUAUGGAUUCGAGGGUGACGAGACACCAAUCAUUCUUGGAUCUGCUCUUUGCGCUUUGGAGGGACGGAGACCCGAGAUCGGUGAAUCGAAAAUCGACGAGCUUCUCAAGGCUGUUGACGAGUGGAUCCCGACGCCCGUGCGUGAUCUCGACAAGCCUUUUCUCAUGUCCGUCGAGGAUACCUUCUCCAUUCCAGGACGUGGUACUGUUGUCUCUGGCCGAGUUGAGCGUGGUACUUUGAAGAGAGAUGCCGAAGUCGAACUUAUCGGAAAGGGAGAGCACCCCAUCAAAACCAAGGUCACCGAUAUCGAGACGUUCAAAAAAUCCUGCGAGGAAUCCCGCGCAGGAGACAAUUCCGGUCUUCUCCUCCGAGGCGUAAAGCGUGAAGAUGUCAAGCGAGGAAUGGUCAUCUGCAAGCCAGGAAGCUGCAAAGCCCACAGCGAAUUCCUCGUUUCCAUGUACGUCCUGACCAAGGAAGAAGGAGGCCGUCACACCGGAUUCAUGAACAAUUAUCGCCCCCAAGUCUACCUCCGUACCGCUGACGAAGCUUGUGCGCUCUGGUGGCCAGAGGGAACAGAAGAUGCGGACUCCAAGAUGGUCAUGCCAGGUGACAACGUCGAGAUGAGAUGCGAGAUCCACCACCCGAUUGCCAUCGAAGUCGGUCAACGCUUCAACGUCCGUGAAGGAGGCCGAACCGUAGCUACUGGCUUGGUGACUCGCAUCAUCAAGUAA
Molecule: messenger RNA, 1344 nt
Organism: Lachnellula hyalina
Lineage: Eukaryota; Fungi; Ascomycota; Leotiomycetes; Helotiales; Lachnaceae
Gene: TUF1
Product: Elongation factor Tu, mitochondrial
Exons: 3
Coding region: 1-1344 (447 amino acids)
Biological process (GO): mitochondrial translational elongation
Cellular component (GO): mitochondrion
Molecular function (GO): GTPase activity; translation elongation factor activity; GTP binding
Source: RefSeq, a predicted model, not a curated record